ACCAUCAAAAUUCAUAUAACGGACAUACCAAUGGUUAUCAUUUAGGAAAUGGUAAUGGCAGUACGAAUGGUACUGCCAGUAACAGCGUUAGUCGACUCUCGCAGUCGACGGGAAUGACCCCCAAAGAAUUGUCGGAGAAUGAUGAUCUGGCAACUUCAUUGAUAUUGGAUCCUCAUCUGGGGUUUCAGACGCACAAAAUGAACAUACGCUAUCGUCCGCUCAAAGUGGAUAGAGCUCAGUUGAAAAUAGUGGUAGAUGACUUCAUUGCAACUCAAAAUUACGAUGUGGCAGUGAAGAAAAUUUUCAGUGGGCCAUGGAUUCCUCGAAGCUUCAAAAGUAAAAACAAAAUAGCCUUCAAGCGCCUUCAUGAUCAUAUUAUACGUUAUUUGCGUGUAUUCGAUAAGGACAGUGGUUUUGUUAUUGAGGCCUGCUAUCGUUACUCACUUGAGGGUCAAAAGGGAGCUAAAAUUAGUUCAACAAAGCGAUGGUCAAAGAAUGAUAAAAUCGAAUGCCUUGUGGGCUGCAUUGCGGAACUAUCCGAAGCUGAGGAGGCUGCUUUACUACAUACAGGAAAAAAUGAUUUCUCCGUAAUGUACAGCUGUAGGAAAAACUGUGCGCAACUAUGGCUUGGUCCAGCUGCGUAUAUAAACCAUGACUGCCGGGCUAAUUGUAAAUUUGUUGCCACUGGGCGUGAUACAGCAUGCGUUAAAGUAUUGCGCGAUAUUGAGGUUGGUGAAGAAAUUACUUGUUUCUAUGGGGAGGAUUUCUUUGGCGAUGGCAACUGCUAUUGUGAAUGCGAAACAUGCGAACGACGUGGCACCGGAGCGUUUGCCGGGAAAGUAAUAAAAGGAAAUGUUAGCAGUGGUGCUAAUGCUCUUGCGAUGGGCUUAAGUGGAUCAUGUGUGAUCGGUAUAAAUACCCAGGAUCCAAAUGCAAGCGGCGGCUACCGCCUACGUGAAACUGAUAAUCGUAUUAAUCGUAUCAAAAGUAGGGCUAACUCUACGAGUUCAAUGAACGUAGACAAUAGCGCUUGUGCAAGUGCCCCAUCAGCAUUGAUUGAAACAUCAGCCGGUGUUCAGGUCAAGAAAUUAGAAGGCGGAUCGUUUGACAGCGAUAAUGUUAAUAUUGAAAGUAUGAAAAAACAACAGCCCACUGUGGUUGUGACACCACUGACCAUGAAGGAACUUCGCCAAAAGGGUAUGACUAAGUACGACGCCGAAAUGAUCAUGGCCAAUACCUACCAGCGUCAUCAUCAUCACCAUCAUCAAUCCCAUAACCAAAUUCUGCAUCAAGAUCCAUGUGGAAAACAAUCGGUAGACGGAAGUACUGCAACCAAAACAGGUGGCAACGGCUUUAACGUUGGCCGAGAGUCGUUGCGCAAAUCAGCACGUGUUAACAGUACUAGUAGUACAAUUUCUUCCGGUUCUGCUGAAGAACAGCCUGUCAGCGUUACAACUGCGCUUGCCCGUAAUAGCAGUAGCGGCGGUGCCGCAGCAAAGGCGCAUGCAACUACAGCCGCCGAACCAGGGUUUAGUGCUGCUGCGAGCAUUUCACGAAGGCCAUUGAGAAAAGGAGCUGGCAAUGGUGUACCGAAAAUCAACACCAUCAAUAAUAAAACUGGCUACGUGACUCGUAGUAGUGGCAGACAAACGCGUUCGACAGCAAUUGCGCGCUUGGAGGAGGCAGAUGGUUUGGACCAACGGGAAAUAACAGGUUUAAAUGCGGCAGAUCGCCCGAUGGAGAAUGAGAAUGAUGAAGACAGAGAUGAAAAGAGAACUGUAAAUAAUCGCAAGGACGAACAGAACACACUUGCAAUAGUUGCAACGAAAACUAACGAUCGCCAGCGACACGACAAACGGACACGCACGCGCAACGGACUGACUCGUGUGACGGCGUCCUUGGGUAAUAACAUCGGUGGACGCGUUUUACGAAAUCAUCACCAACAUCACUCAACUACACAUCAUAAUGAUGAAGUAGAAUCACACACAGGCGUGGACGCGAAAGCAACUGCCACUGAUACCCAAACGAAUCGUAAUAAUUAUAAUAGUAACAAUAGUUGUAAUAAUAGUGUUAGCUUAAGUAGUAUUUGUAGUACUAGUAGUAAUUGUAGUAGCGGAACAGAUUCCAAUCAGUUGGUGGGUGGGAUUGGUGAUAGAUUGCCGGCUGGUAUGCACUAUCCAACAACAGCAGCAAUGCAGAAGCCUGGCAGCUUUAGCACAAGCUGUGUGCAUGAAAAGAAUAAUAUUACGCCGAGUUAUCGCAAGAACUUAAUGGGAUCCUUUGAAGAAGCGUCUUUGGGAGCACCAUGUAUGCAAUUGACAGAGCCUUCUUAUUCGCGGGAUGUGUCCCAAACUCAAUUACAGCGCUCAACUCGUCGAAACCAGCUUCGCUGCGUCAUUAAAUCGACUUCGAUGACAAUGUCUAUGAGUGAUAAUGGACCGCGUAAAAGGCGAUCAUCUCAGGGGAUAGAACAGAAAAUUUACGAUAAUGCCAAUUGUAACGGAAAAGGUGGAUUCGACAAGGGUGUGGGUGGCAAAGCUGAAACAUUCAAUCGAGACUGUGCGCCUGUGCUUCCUCCCACUGCCAUGGAAACGCUGCUGAAGACACCGGAGCGACGUUUGAAGCUUACGCUUCGAAUGAAACGCUCCCCUAUACUCGACGAAGUUAUCGAAUCUGGCACAAGCCUGAGUGAUGAAAGCAGCAGUUUUAAUGGCUCAUUCAGUCGCGCAUCAUCGCAUUCAACCGAACCUGUGGAAUAUGAGAUUUUACGAAUGGAGGGCAUUUCAGAAAAUGGCGUCGACUACGACAGUAUUCCGUUAAAACGCAAAAAACGACACAAAAGCAAGGAUCAUCAUCACCACCAUCGGCAUCGCAGUCGCCACCAUCAACAUCACCGCUUUAAUGCGGAUAUAUGUAAUUCCCACGAAUUGAAUUCUACGGCCGCGGACUUGGCGACAACGCCCCCAGGCGCACCGGCUGCGCAGUCUAGUCCCCGCGCUGUGUUGCCAACGUCAACGACAAAAAUUGGGGGGAUUGGUGUGCAAACGCCUCAGAAAAAACGACUUCGUUUGAUAUUUGGUAAUGAGACGCACACCAUUGACAUUCCAGCGCUUAGUGUGAACGAUAGCCUUAAUAAUACAACUUUUGACACAAGUGGAAGUAGCGCCGAGUAUGAUAACGAAACGGCUGAUGUGAGCGAUUCGAUUGAGUCCAACACCACUAUUUCGGCCGCAGUAACUCCAACCACAAGUACUGGUGUCAGCGCCAAUACAAGCAUAAGCACACGUGCGAAUGCUUCAUUGCUGGCAAAUACCUCGUUUUCCACAUCCUCAACAGCACCCACUGAGGCGGCCGUUUCACCGCAAUCCAAUUCCAAUUUGAGUGCUUGUUCAUCCUCAAAUUCAGCCUACGUCUCGGCCGGUUCCACAGCAUCUGCUUCGACGUCGAUGCCGUUGCCGUUGCGCGCAGGUCACGAUCGGCAGGAACUCACAGUGCCCACAGCAGCUGCUAUACCCCCAUCCACCAUCACAUCAGCUGCUGCAUUCACCGCUGUCACAACGACGCCCGAAAAUAUUGCUGGCACGUCAGUGGCGUCGAAUACAGUCGUAGCUCCGCCAUUGCUGCAACAUAAACCAUUUACGCUUAUGCAGCAUCAACAACACAACACUCACUCCGCGCCUGGCACAUCCCAACUUCAGCGCAUUAUUUGCAACACCACGCUUGGCGGUGCCACCAGUAUAGCAGGCAUUUCAAAGCCUUCAGCUACAAGCGUCCAGGGCAUUGGCGGCAGCAGCAAUAUUAACGGUGUUACAGCAGCGCUUGCACCCCCUUUGUUUCUUUCGCAGGCGAGCGUACCAAAACAUACUUUUGGGUCAUGCGCUCUUCUACCGCCUCCCACUUUUGCGCGCAAUCUGACCGUUAGUGGUCAUAUGUUGCCAAUGGGCGGCAGUUUAACUGCUACACACAAUGCUGUAUCGUCCAAUGCAUCGCUUUGCGCGCUGAAUGCACAUGUCAGUACAACGACACCUUUGACGGUUGGAACAACAACAGCAAUGUCUAACGUCAGUGGUGCCGGCUGCAGUAGCACUGUAAUGGCCAAAAAGGGGACUGAUCUUAUGAAUUGA
Molecule: messenger RNA, 4124 nt
Organism: Rhagoletis zephyria (snowberry fruit fly)
Lineage: Eukaryota; Metazoa; Arthropoda; Insecta; Diptera; Tephritidae
Product: histone-lysine N-methyltransferase Suv4-20-like
Cellular component (GO): nucleus
Molecular function (GO): protein binding; histone H4K20 methyltransferase activity
Source: RefSeq, a predicted model, not a curated record